Molecule: messenger RNA, 2077 nt
Organism: Centrocercus urophasianus (Greater sage-grouse)
Lineage: Eukaryota; Metazoa; Chordata; Aves; Galliformes; Phasianidae
Exons: 9
Coding region: 559-1461 (300 amino acids)
Source: RefSeq, a predicted model, not a curated record
CCACAUUCGUUUAGGCACUUGUGCAUGUGAUGAAUCCUGUGUGAUGGCAUCUUUCUGAGAACUGUAAUUCUGAGGCUUGGUUCCGGAUUUUAAAAUACUCAAUCUGCAAAGGCAGUUCCCCGUGUUUCCUGCUUGCUUUUGCCAAAGCCCUUGAGAUUUCAAGAGGUUAUCUCAGCCAGUUCCUCACGUUCUCACGCAUCCCGGUCACUUUUUAAGUAUCACCUCCUGAGAGUACAGGAACAGGAGGUCAAGAAUGUGAGCAGACGGCCAGCAUUCAUCCCAGGGUACUAAGAUGUCACUGCAGGACCUCUCUCUGUUAUUUUGCAAUGAGAAGGAGCCCAGGGCACGUGCCUGAGACAAGACCAUAGAUGGAAUCAAGCAGCAGAGCGAGGGGAUAAAGCUGGGCUGAAGCUCACUUUGGGAUCCCUAGCUGAGAGUGAACCUCGGUGUGAAAAAGGAACUGCCUGCGCUGGUGCUGGGAGGAUGCAGCCUCCACCUCUCCACCGCAUGUGAUUUGGAUGCUGGAGGUCUUCUGGAGCAGUGGCCAAAGAAGGAGCCAUGAGCAUCCUGGUGGUGAAGGGCAUCCUGCCCCUGCUGCUCCUUGCCUGGCCGCCCGCUGGACAAACGACUUCCGUGUCCUUAGGGUCAGAUCUCACUUUUCACUGUCUGCCAAACAGCCCUGACAGGGAGGUGGUGUGGUGUGACACCUUAAGCAAGAAGAAGAAGGCAGAGAAAGACACAGGGUCUGCUCUACACAAGGAAAAUGUUUCUUCCAACUUCACCUUUACAAGCGUGAAUGAAAAGCAUGCUGGAAAUUACAUGUGCAAGAUGAAGACCUCAUGCCCCAUUCCUGAAAACAAGAACUGCCCAUGCAAGAACCACAAGGCCAAAAAUACUUAUGGCAAGAGGAACCCGCUGUGCAGGUUCAUGCUCUGGGCAGAGAAUAAGACCAUGCACGUGAAGUGGUGGACAUGCCCAGAGUCUCCUGAUAACUGCUUGGAGCACAGCAAGGCACAUCACAGUGACAGCCAUGGCAGCAUGGACGCAGCCAGCGCAGAGCCCAUUGUGUGCACCGUAUCCAGCAGAAGCUUCACAGGCACUGAAAAUGCCACCCAAGGGAUGGCUCCCAGCUCUGACCCCAAGACUUCUCCGACCCGUGAGCCUCAGAUUCAGGAAGGUCUCAUAGCAAUCAUCUACCUGUACGCCAUCCCCGGGUUAGUGGUUGUGACUCUUUUCCUCCUGCUUUGUAUUUUGGUGUGCCUGUGCAGAAGAAAGCAAAAGGAUGCUAAAGGCACUCCUGAAAGCAAGCAUGCAGCAGAGAUGAAUCAGCUCAGCACGCCUCCCACAGAGCCUCAGACUGAGGACCUGACGUAUGCAAAGCUGAUCUUUGAAAGGACAGGGGCAAUACCUGCAGCCUCAGAAGUGGUGUACACAGAAAUAAAACCACUGCAAAAGGAAUAGAGAGCUGAGGAUGGCCACGCUGCUCUGCAAAGGGAAGGUCUGUCAGCAGGAAGAGUGAGAAAAGAGAGACAAGCAGCUGCUGAUAUGGCUGCCAUAGCUUGAAAACCUGGCAUUAGCUCUUAUCAGGUGCACUGGGUGACGGAUAUGAGCAGUGUUCUUCAUUUCCUCACUGUGUCCACAUCCAGCAUCCGCUGCGAUGGAUUUGGCUCUGUUCUGAUUCAUACACCUGAAAAAUGACAAGCAAAGAUACAAAGGCAUCAUUUGCUGUGGAGAGAUCCAGGAUGGAUACAGCCAAAACCCACCAGUGACCAGCUGCCAGCCUGAUGGAACCCCAUUCAGUCUCUGAGCCUGGCAAGUCAGCCAGUUGCUCACCUAUAAUGUUGUAUUUCUUGCUAGCUCUAUGCUGGACUUUUUGUCUGGAACGAAGCAGUGUCAAAAGCUUUACUGAAACCCAAAAAGUGAACGUUGACUGGCUUCACUUGGUCAACCAGAUAGGUGGCCUUGUUGUAUAAGGAAAUCAAAUUAAUCCAACAGGACCUAGGUAAUAUAUAUAUAUGCGUGUGUGUAUGUGUCUCUCUCUCUCUCUAUAUAUAUAAAAUAUAUUUUCUCUCUUCCU